This is a messenger RNA of Parastagonospora nodorum SN15, 465 nucleotides long. RefSeq lists its product as hypothetical. The record is from RefSeq and is a predicted model, not a curated record. Bases 1 to 465 code for a protein of 154 amino acids. The transcript is spliced from 3 exons. NCBI's taxonomy places the organism in Eukaryota, Fungi, Ascomycota, Dothideomycetes, Pleosporales, Phaeosphaeriaceae.
AUGUCCCAAAUACAGCCAGUCGAUUGGGACGCAAUAGAAGAUGCCACCGAUACACCAUCACCGCAAGAUCAUACCGACACACAAUUCCCCCAGGUCCGCUACAGCCUCAUUGGCCCUUCGAACAAAGAUGACGCUACCUGGCCUGCUUUGGAUCGCAAAGCAGAAGAGCUCACAUUUCAUUUCAGCGACUUCAACGACUUGUUUGUUGAGUUCAUAAGCAAUAUCAAGCGCAAGAUCGAGGAAAUCGAAAGAUCGCUAGAAGAUAUUCCGAAAUUACUCGACAAUGAGGGCAAAUGGUGGGGAACAACGAACAUCUUCUCACCCGAUCUUACGUGCAACUCUAUACGCCGGCUGCAGGAGCUUAGUGUACCUGAGUUCUUUGACUACGUCGAAUGCGUAGGCAAAUAUAUGCACAUAUAUCGAAAAUUGUAUGAUGAGUAUCAGACCGAAGACCAGCUCAGUUGA